Stylophora pistillata is the source of this 1319-nucleotide messenger RNA. RefSeq lists its product as uncharacterized. NCBI's taxonomy places the organism in Eukaryota, Metazoa, Cnidaria, Anthozoa, Scleractinia, Pocilloporidae. The record is from RefSeq and is a predicted model, not a curated record.
CUUGGGACACUGCAUUCGUAUUUGAAGACAUUGACGAUAUUUUGAAUGCCCUUGAGAGUAUGCUCAAUGAGGUUCUCGAUCAGCAUUUGCCCUGGAAAAACAGGCGAGUAAAGAGGCAAAACCAGCCCCCUUGGAUGAAUGAUGAAAUUAUGGAUUUGAUACGUCAACGAGAUGAUCUGCUGAAAACAGCCCGUUGUACAAACCUUUCAAUCGACUGGUCUUUGUACACUCGUGCAAAAUGCAAAACGUCAAAUUUGAUAAAGUAUGCAAAACGAUGUUUCUUCCAGGAAACAAUAGAUAAGAACAAAGGGAACCCCAAAGGAAUCUGGAGGGCGCUUAAGACUUUAAGCGGUGUUAAGAAUGACCCAAUUUCUAUCAGACAAUUAAUUACGGUAAAUGGCGUCGUAACAGAUAAACAAGAAAUUGCUGAAAAUAUGAAUGACGCUUUUAUCAACAUUGCUUCACAGAUUACCCCUGACAGUCAGCACGUCGCAGACUUAGUUUUUGAUGAUCUGGCUCUCUACGAAUUUGUAAAGUCAAAGUCAGGCAAUCAAUCCUUUGAAAUACCACCUAUUACUGAGACGCAAAUGCUUGAUCUCAUUAAAAAGAUCCCUUCAAGUAAGGCAAUUGGAUGUGACGGCCUUAGUGCGAAGGUGCUUAAGUUAGCGGCAUCUGUUCUGGUCCACCCCCUUUGUCGCCUUAUGAAUCUUUCCAUCUCCACUGGAUGUUUCCCUUCGUCAUGGAAAACCGCUCAAAUUACUCCCUUAUUUAAAAGUGGCUCUCGUGAAGACACAAGCAACUAUCGACCAAUUUCUGUAUUACCCGUUCUUUCUAAGAUCCUUGAACGACACGUUGCAACAUCUCUCCGCAAACACCUGCACAGCUAUGAUUUGCUAUACAACCUCCAGUCAGCUUUUCGUCCUAAUCACUCCACGGAAACGGCACUGAUUAAAUUAACUGAUGAACUGCUCUUUAAUAUGGAUAAUAAUAUGGUAACUGGCUUAGCUUUUGUCGAUUUUAGAAAGGCUUUCGACGUGAUAAAUCACGAGCUUUUACUUAAGAAGCUAUCUAUUUAUGGAUCAAACGAUAUAUCAUUAAAGUGGUUUGGGUCAUAUCUCACUGGAAGAAAACAAUAUGUGCGUGUCUUCAAAGAAGCUUUCUCAAAAGUCGUCCAAUCUCCUGAAUUUUUCGACAAAUUGUCCAAGAAUGACAAGAAAGAAUGGAAAGACGAAUUCAAAGAGGAUGUCGCAGCUUAUUUCAACCGCUCUCUUGUUACCAAGAUUGGAAAUGCGACUGUAAAAAUGCUACGGUUUGUUUAA